Molecule: messenger RNA, 5385 nt
Organism: Psylliodes chrysocephalus
Lineage: Eukaryota; Metazoa; Arthropoda; Insecta; Coleoptera; Chrysomelidae
Source: the annotation of a GenBank genome assembly
UUGUACGUGUACGUGUACGUGUACGUGUACGUGUACGUGUACGUGUACGUGUACGUGUACGUGUACGUGUACGUGUACGUGUACGUGUACGUGUACGUGUACGUGUACGUGUACGUGUACGUGUACGUGUACGUGUACGUGUACGUGUACGUGUACGUGUGUACGUGUACGUGUACGUGUACGUGUACGUGUACGUGUACGUGUACGUGUACGUGUACGUGUACGUGUACGUGUACGUGUACGUGUACGUGUACGUGUACGUGUACGUGUACGUGUACGUGUACGUGUACGUGUACGUGUACGUGUACGUGUACGUGUACGUGUACGUGUACGUGUACGUGUACGUGUACGUGUACGUGUACGUGUUACGUGUACGUGUACGUGUACGUGUACGUGUACGUGUACGUGUACGUGUACGUGUACGUGUACGUGUACGUGUACGUGUACGUGUACGUGUACGUGUACGUGUACGUGUACGUGUACGUGUACGUGUACGUGUACGUGGUGUACGUGUACGUGUACGUGUACGUGUACGUGUACGUGUACGGUACGUGUACGUGUACGUGUACGUGUACGUGUACGUGUACGUGUACGUGUACGUGUACGUGUACGUGUACGUGUACGUGUACGUGUACGUGUACGUGUACGUGUACGUGUACGUGUACGUGUACGUGUACGUGUACGUGUACGUGUACGUGUACGUGUACGUGUACGUGUACGUGUACGUGUACGUGUACGUGUACGUGUACGUGUACGUGUACGUGUACGUGUACGUGUACGUGUACGUGUACGUGUACGUGUACGUGUACGUGUACGUGUACGUGUACGUGUACGUGUACGUGUACGUGUACGUGUACGUGUACGUGUACGUGUACGUGUACGUGUACGUGUACGUGUACGUGUACGUGUACGUGUACGUGUACGUGUACGUGUACGUGUACGUGUACGUGUACGUGUACGUGUACGUGUACGUGUACGUGUACGUGUACGUGUACGUGUACGUGUACGUGUACGUGUACGUGUACGUGUACGUGUACGUGUACGUUACGUGUACGUGUACGUGUACGUGUACGUGUACGUGUACGUGUACGUGUACGUGUACGUGUACGUGUACGUGUACGUGUACGUGUACGUUGUACGUGUACGUGUACGUGUACGUGUACGUGUACGUGUACGUGUACGUGUACGUGUACGUGUACGUUGUACGUGUACGUGUACGUGUACGUGUACGUGUACGUGUACGUGUACGUGUACGUGUACGUGUACGUGUACGUGUACGUGUACGUGUACGUGUACGUGUACGUGUACGUGUACGUGUACGUGUACGUGUACGUGUACGUGUACGUGUACGUGUACGUGUACGUGUACGUGUACGUGUACGUGUACGUGUACGUGUACGUGUACGUGUACGUGUACGUGUACGUGUACGUGUACGUGUACGUGUACGUGUACGUGUACGUGUACGUGUACGUGUACGUGUACGUGUACGUGUACGUGUACGUGUACGUGUACGUGUACGUGUACGUGUACGUGUACGUGUACGUGUACGUGUACGUGUACGUGUACGUGUACGUGUACGUGUACGUGUACGUGUACGUGUACGUGUACGUGUACGUGUACGUGUACGUGUACGUGUACGUGUACGUGUACGUGUACGUGUACGUGUACGUGUACGUGUACGUGUACGUGUACGUGUACGUGUACGUGUACGUGUACGUGUACGUGUACGUGUACGUGUACGUGUACGUGUACGUGUACGUGUACGUGUACGUGUACGUGUACGUGUACGUGUUACGUGUACGUGUACGUGUACGUGUACGUGUACGUGUACGUGUACGUGUACGUGUACGUGUACGUGUACGUGUACGUGUACGUGUACGUGUACGUGUACGUGUACGUGUACGUGUACGUGUACGUGUACGUGUACGUGUACGUGUACGUGUACGUGUACGUGUACGUGUACGUGUACGUGUACGUGUACGUGUACGUGUACGUGUACGUGUACGUGUACGUGUACGUGUACGUGUACGUGUACGUGUACGUGUACGUGUACGUGUACGUGUACGUUACGUGUACGUGUACGUGAGUUACGUGUACGUGUACGUGUACGUGUACGUGUACGUGUACCGUUACGUGUACGUGUACGUGUACGUGUACGUGUACGUGUACGUGUACGUGUUACGUGUACGUGUACGUGUACGAGUACGUGUACGUGUACGUGUACGUGUACGUGUACGUGUACGUGUACGUGUACGUGUACGUGUACGUGACGUGUACGUGUACGUGUACGUGUACGUGUACGUGUACGUGUACGUGUACGUGUACGUGUACGUGUACGUGUACGUGUACGUGUACGUGUACGUGUACGUGUACGUGUACGUGUACGUGUACGUGUACGUGUACGUGUACGUGUACGGUACGUGUACGUGUACGUGUACGUGUACGUGUACGUGUACGUGUACGUGUACGUGUACGUGUACGUGUACGUGUACGUGUACGUGUACGUUUACGUGUACGUGUACGUGUACGUGUACGUGUACGUGUACGUGUACGUGUACGUGUACGUGUACGUGUACGUGUACGUGUACGUGUACGUGUACGUGUACGUGUACGUGUACGUGUACGUGUACGUGUACGUGUACGUGUACGUGUACGUGUACGUGUACGUGUACGUGUACGUGUACGUGUACGUGUACGUGUACGUGUACGUGUACGUGUACGUGUACGUGUACGUGUACGUGUACGUGUACGUGUACGUGUACGUGUACGUGUACGUGUACGUGUACGUGUACGUGUACGUGUACGUGUACGUGUACGUGUACGUGUACGUGUACGUGUACGUGUACGUGUACGUGUACGUGUACGUGUACGUGUACGUGUACGUGUACGUGUACGUGUACGUGUACGUGUACGUGUACGUGUACGUGUACGUGUACGUGUACGUGUACGUGUACGUGUACGUGUACGUGUACGUGUACGUGUACGUGUACGUGUACGUGUACGUGUACGUGUACGUGUACGUGUACGUGUACGUGUACGUGUACGUGUACGUGUACGUGUACGUGUACGUGUACGUGUACGUGUACGUGUACGUGUACGUGUACGUGUACGUGUACGUGUACGUGUACGUGUACGUGUACGUGUACGUGUACGUGUACGUGUAGUGUACGUGUACGUGUACGUGUACGUGUACGUGUACGUGUACGUGUACGUGUACGUGUACGUGUACGUGUACGUGUACGUGUACGUGUACGUGUACGUGUACGUGUACGUGUACGUGUACGUGUACGUGUACGUGUACGUGUACGUGUACGUGUACGUGUACGUGUACGUGUACGUGUACGUGUACGUGUACGUGUACGUGUACGUGUACGUGUACGUGUACGUGUACGUGUACGUGUACGUGUACGACACGUGUACGUGUACGUGUACGUGUACGUGUACGUGUACGUGUACGUGUACGUGUACGUGUACGUGUACGUGUACGUGUACGUGUACGUGUACGUGUACGUGUACGUGUACGUGUACGUGUACGUGUACGUGUACGUGUACGUGUACGUGUACGUGUACGUGUACGUGUACGUGUACGUGUACGUGUACGUGUACGUGUACGUGUACGUGUACGUGUACGUGUACGUGUACGUGUACGUGUACGUGUACGUGUACGUGUACGUGUACGUGUACGUGUACGUGUACGUGUACGUGUACGUGUACGUGUACGUGUACGUGUACGUGUACGUGUACGUGUACGUGUACGUGUACGUGUACGUGUACGUGUACGUGUACGUGUACGUGUACGUGUACGUGUACGUGUACGUGUACGUGUACGUGUACGUGUACGUGUACGUGUACGUGUACGUGUACGUGUACGUGUACGUGUACGUGUACGUGUACGUGUACGUGUACGUGUACGUGUACGUGUACGUGUACGUGUACGUGUACGUGUACGUGUACGUGUACGUGUACGUGUACGUGUACGUGUACGUGUACGUGUACGUGUACGUGUACGUGUACGUGUACGUGUACGUGUACGUGUACGUGUACGUGUACGUGUACGUGUACGUGUACGUGUACGUGUACGUGUACGUGUACGUGUACGUGUACGUGUACGUGUACGUGUACGUGUACGUGUACGUGUACGUGUACGUGUACGUGUACGUGUACGUGUACGUGUACGUGUACGUGUACGUGUACGUGUACGUGUACGUGUACGUGUACGUGUACGUGUACGUGUACGUGUACGUGUACGUGUACGUGUACGUGUACGUGUACGUGUACGUGUACGUGUACGUGUACGUGUACGUGUACGUGUACGUGUACGUGUACGUGUACGUGUACGUGUACGUGUACGUGUACGUGUACGUGUACGUGUACGUGUACGUGUACGUGUACGUGUACGUGUACGUGUACGUGUACGUGUACGUGUACGUGUACGUGUACGUGUACGUGUACGUGUACGUGUACGUGUACGUGUACGUGUACGUGUACGUGUACGUGUACGUGUACGUGUACGUGUACGUGUACGUGUACGUGUACGUGUACGUGUACGUGUACGUGUACGUGUACGUGUACGUGUACGUGUACGUGUACGUGUACGUGUACGUGUACGUGUACGUGUACGUGUACGUGUACGUGUACGUGUACGUGUACGUGUACGUGUACGUGUACGUGUACGUGUACGUGUACGUGUACGUGUACGUGUACGUGUACGUGUACGUGUACGUGUACGUGUACGUGUACGUGUACGUGUACGUGUACGUGUACGUGUACGUGUACGUGUACGUGUACGUGUACGUGUACGUGUACGUGUACGUGUACGUGUACGUGUACGUGUACGUGUACGUGUACGUGUACGUGUACGUGUACGUGUACGUGUACGUGUACGUGUACGUGUACGUGUACGUGUACGUGUACGUGUACGUGUACGUGUACGUGUACGUGUACGUGUACGUGUACGUGUACGUGUACGUGUACGUGUACGUGUACGUGUACGUGUACGUGUACGUGUACGUGUACGUGUACGUGUACGUGUACGUGUACGUGUACGUGUACGUGUACGUGUACGUGUACGUGUACGUGUACGUGUACGUGUACGUGUACGUGUACGUGUACGUGUACGUGUACGUGUACGUGUACGUGUACGUGUACGUGUACGUGUACGUGUACGUGUACGUGUACGUGUACGUGUACGUGUACGUGUACGUGUACGUGUACGUGUACGUGUACGUGUACGUGUACGUGUACGUGUACGUGUACGUGUACGUGUACGUGUACGUGUACGUGUACGUGUACGUGUACGUGUACGUGUACGUGUUCAACUUAAAAGGUUUUGAAUCGUACGAUAUGUGGCGACCAUGGCAAAAAGAUCAACCAUCAACAAAUUAG